AUGACCGAAUGUCGUCGCUCCGUCCUUUCCUGCGCCCGCUGUCGUCGCCGCAAGAUCAAAUGUGAUCGUGCCAUUCCCUGCGGCCAAUGUAUUGCUGCAAAAUCAGAAUGUACCGGCUUUAGUUCCAAAGAUCAAGACCCAAACAUCCCCAGGAGCAUCGUCCAGCACCUGGAAUCCGAAAUCGCCAAAGUCGAAGGCGAACUGGCGCGCAACGGCCAUCUCGAAGAACUCAAUGCCUCUGACAUACUCGUCGGCAUGCCUACUAACGAUGGCGUGCCCAUCGAGGAUCCCGCUUUGCCCAUCAUUGAUAUGCCCAAGCUUGAUGAGGCUCCCAAAUUAGCCCUCUCCCUUGACAUUUCCCCAACGCUCGAAAGGGACACCAGUCGAGACGAAGUAAUGAGUUGUGGGGAGCUUCAGGCCAUGAUCUUCGCCAUCUUGCCCACUGGUCCAGGAAUCACCGACCUCAUCGCACGAGUUCGUAUGAGCCUGACUCCCUCCACCGCCGUUGCAUCAGGAAGUCCCAGAGAAGCCCGACGGAAGUCCAUUUCUCGAGCCAGCAAUGAAGUCAGUUGUACCAUGUUGAAAAGCAUUCCCACUCCCAUUCUACGCAGUCUCAUCAAAAAGUACAUGACCCGAGUCUAUCCCAUCUACCCCGUCUUACAUGCGCCUUCUUUAUGGCAGCAGCUCGAGCGCGUCGUCAAAACACUCCACGACUUACCCGAAAGGCAUCGCUCUGUUCCCCCAUCCUUUGAUUUCCUCAUCAUAUACCUUAUGCUCUCUAUUUCCGCCACCCUCGGCAGUGCUCGAACUGGCCACGAGGCUAAGCACAUGGUCUUCUCCGGUUCUUUGUUUGAAGAAGGCAUCCAACAUCUUUCGGACAAGGCCAAAAUUCCCUCCGAUCUCGCAGGGAUUCAAGUGACUCUCAUGGUCCUUCAAUACGCAUCCAUCAACCCCCGCCUCGCCAAUGUGUGGAUGCUAACCGGUGCCGCCAUGCGCGCAUGCCUGGAACUCGGUCUCCAUCGCGAACCUCCGGACGCCUUACAGUUUGACCAACUAACCCUCGAUCUGAGAAGACGUCUUUUCUGGUCGGCCUAUAAUUUUGAUCGUGCCAUCUGCUCUGCCCUUCAACGUCCGCUGUCUAUCCCCGAUCAAACCAUCGAUGCUCAUUUCCCCUCCAUCCUUGAUGAUCGUCACAUCCACCCUACCGGAAUCGACGCAACAGGCACCGAAACCAAAAUUCACAUGCUCCGCUGGAUCCACUUCCGUCGCCUCCAAUCUGCCAUGACGGAAGUCCAUUUCCAAGGCAAACCUUUGGAGCCGGGUCAGUCAUGGGAAGAUUGGCUCGUGUCUAUGGAGCGACGACUACAAGCCUGGUAUGAGGACUACAACGAUGGCCACGAGUUGACGGAAUUCACUCUUGCGCACGGGCUGACCAACCUCCACCGCCCCUCUCCCCGCGUUCCAAUGCCUGGCCCACGGAGUUUAGUGGUUGCUUUCGAAGCUGCCUGCUCUAGUGCCAAAUCACUCCGUGAUCACAUCCUCACCGGCUUCUAUCGACGGUCGUGGCUGAUAGCCCAUCAUGUGUUAGAGAACAGUAUGGUCGUUCUCUUCUGCCUCCGUCAUGGCUUCGAGGCCAUCUCACCCCGAUUCAACGCGCAACAGAUUUUCGAGAUGACAAAGGUCUUUACGGCCAAUUUCCUAGCUCUUGCCGCCCAAGGCUGGAACGAAGUCUCCAAUUACGCAGGCGUCUACGAGCGACUGUUAGGGCCGCUACUCGAAUCCGUCUUCUCGAAUCGUCCUCCUUCACUGUCAUCGUGGGGACCAGCUCAAGAUGCCGAGCUCUUACGCCUCCUGUAUCCUGGUCCUGCGCAAUUGGACAAAUUGCGUUUCGGGAGUCGAUCCGGUUUCGAAGACGAUGGACUUCCGAACUUUGAUGUUGGAACGCUCAACUGGGAAGACUUUAGCGUUAGUGAUGCUCGAUCGGCUUCUGCUGAAGGAUUUGUGGCCGGAUGGGAUCUCUUUGAUCCAAAUGCGGUUGGAACAGCCGGACAGGAUUUGGUAUUUGGAAUGGCUUGA
Molecule: messenger RNA, 2076 nt
Organism: Rhinocladiella mackenziei CBS 650.93
Lineage: Eukaryota; Fungi; Ascomycota; Eurotiomycetes; Chaetothyriales; Herpotrichiellaceae
Exons: 1
Coding region: 1-2076 (691 amino acids)
Biological process (GO): positive regulation of transcription by RNA polymerase II; DNA-templated transcription
Molecular function (GO): DNA-binding transcription factor activity, RNA polymerase II-specific; zinc ion binding; sequence-specific DNA binding
Source: RefSeq, a predicted model, not a curated record